Epinephelus fuscoguttatus (brown-marbled grouper) is the source of this 411-nucleotide messenger RNA. Its product is annotated as ATP-binding cassette sub-family C member 4-like. Gene Ontology annotation, cellular component: plasma membrane. NCBI's taxonomy places the organism in Eukaryota, Metazoa, Chordata, Actinopteri, Perciformes, Serranidae. The record is from RefSeq and is a predicted model, not a curated record. Gene Ontology annotation, molecular function: ATP hydrolysis activity; ATP binding; ATPase-coupled transmembrane transporter activity. The coding region runs from base 1 to 411 and encodes 136 amino acids. Gene Ontology annotation, biological process: transmembrane transport. The transcript is spliced from 5 exons.
AUGAGCCCAAGCUACUGCAUCAGUCCUCAGGCUCUGAGUACAAUCAUCAGGCACUACAACAAAGGGGGGAGAAUCUUCUUUGAUGACUACGUGGCCUGCUGUGUGCAGCUGAAGUCUGUGAUAGAGGAGCUGCCUGGGAAGUUGGAGACAGUUUUAGCUGAGUCGGGCUCCAACUUCAGCGUGGGCCAGAGGCAGCUGGUGUGUCUGGCCAGAGCCAUCCUGAGGAAGAACUGCAUCCUCAUCACUGAUGAAGCCACUGCUAUUGUGGACCCCAGGACAGAUGAACUGAUUCAGAGAACCUUACGGGAAAAGUUCAAUGAGUGCACCGUGCUGACCAUCGCUCAUCGUCUAAACACCAUCAUAGAAAGCGAUAGGAUAUUGUUCCGCGUUCAAGUUCAAACCCUGAACUGA